AUGCCUUACAGCGCGGUCCCUAUGAGCGGAACACGGAUACAAGACGUGCAUCAGAAUGUCGGGCCGGGAGUUCAGAACAACAACUGCGGCCCAGGCACCCAGUACAUAGCCCACAACAUCAACAUAGGUUCUCGGGACGACAGUCGUUUUUUGAAAGACUUGUUCAAAACGGACCCAAAAGACGACAAACAGACUAUUGAAAGCCUAAAAGGGGAUUUGAUCCCAGGGCUGUGUCACUGGAUAGUCGACCACCCCUCAUUCCGUAAUUGGCGAACUGGGCCACAAAGACGGUUGCUUUGGAUAACUGGCGAACCCGGCAAAGGCAAGACUAUGCUCAUGUGCCACACCAUCAAUUAUCUCCGAGGUCAGGGGCACAAGCCACUCUACUACUUCUGCCAGGCUACCAGGAAAACAACUGCUACCGACGUGGUUCGUGGGCUUUUGUGGCUACUUCUCACUGAAGACCGUUCACUCAUCGAGCCGCUCCGUCAUGAUUAUGAGCAAAAGGGAGAAAUGCUCUUUCAGGACUCCAACAGCUUGGGUGUCCUCUGCGCAAUUCUCACGAGGAUUCUGUCUGACAGUCCGGGUGUAAAGGUUACCAUAGUAGUCGAUGCCCUGGAUGAGUGUGAAACUGACCUUGAUCGCCUACUUGGUCUUCUGAUGACGCUUUCCAAGAUAGCCAGAACCAUUGUUUCUAGCCGGGACUUGCCGAGAAUAGCAAACGGACUUAGCGUUGCGAAAGACAAACUUCGUAUCGUUCUGGGGAACAACAAGGACAAGGUCGAUGAAUACAUACGGUACAAAGUGAACCAACUCGCAACGCUGAGAGGAUACGACCAGGAAACAUACAACAAGGUGUCCAACUAUCUGAGACUUCAGGCGAAUGGCACGUUUCUCUGGGUGUCUUUGGUCUGCGAGCAACUUGCAGAUAAUGAGGUGUCAGCAGCUGACACCUAUAGCAUUCUGAGUUCCUAUCCCAAGGGCCUGGAUGAGGUGUACCAACGUAUCCUGGAUCAGAUCUCAGGUAUGAGAUCAGAGCGAAAACACCUUUGCUUUAAGACAAUAUCUCUCUUCGGCAUUUGUUGCAAUUCCAUAAGUUCAGAAGGCCUAAGUACCAUAUUUGGACCUUCGUGUUCUUUGGAGCAGAUCACGAAGGAGUGUCGAGGUCUACUCAUUUUCCAGAACAAUGCUAUCUAUCUAGUACACCAGUCGGUCAAAGAAUUCUGGUUCAGGAAGUCUACAACGAACAGUGUGUUUGGGGACGUUGAGUCUCAGCACACGUGGCUUCUGUCAAGGUUGAUCCAAACUAUGUCAAAGGACCUCCGAGGAAAAGACGAUAAGGUGGCCAUUUCUUUCCGCGCUAAUACUCCAAUGUCUCUUCUUCAAUAUGCAUGCGUCUACUGGAUUGACCAUUUUAUCAAGAGCAACAUCGAGCGGCAGGAACAGCAAGAUAUUGUCUACCACUUCUUGGAAACCCAUUUUCUUCAUUGGGUUGAGGCCCUAUCUCGCCUGAGACUCUUGUUCAAAGGCAUAGACGGCCUCGUCGAAUUGCUGGAAGCGUGCAAGUCCAAGUCUGAGGAAUUCGUCAAUCUUAUUUGGGAUGCAUUGCGUUUCUUGCGUCGUUUUCGCGUUGGCAUCGAGAGGUCACCAAUCGAGGUGUAUCGCUCCGCGCUCUUGUUCAGUCCGGAGCAGAGCGCCGUGAGAAAACUAUUCGCUGAUAAGGAUUCUCCUGCUUUGCAAUUGACAGCGAUGGCUCAACGCGACUGGGGCUCAAGUCUACAGUCUCUUGAAGCGCAAAGUCCAUCCACCUUGCCUGUUGUCUUCUCGUCCGAUGGAUCUACGAUUGUUUCGGCUUUUAUUAACCAAUACAUCGCUCUUUGGAAGACAGACACCGGGUCGUAUAUAAGAUCUCUCAGGGGUCACUCAACGCCCAUACACUCUUUGACAUACUCGAAGGACGGGUCCACUAUUGUCUCAGGGUCAGCAAGCGGAACCAUCACACUAUGGGACACAGCCAAGGGACACUUCAGAAACGUCUUUUUCACUGGUCACAAGGCUGCAGUUGUUGUUGUUGCUUUGGAUGAACGAGGUCAGAUCCUAGUGUCGGGUUCUCUGGACCGAACGAUCAAAAUCUGGGAUGCAAUGACUGGUACCUGCCGUCAUACACUAGAGGAUGUGGAAGGAGCCAGACUCGCAGUAUCAGGUGACGGGAAGUUCUUUGCAUUUCCAACGACCGCUGGGGAUAUACAGCUUUGGAAUGCACAGACCUUCGUGCAUGAUAAGACAUUGCGAGGUCAACUUGAUGAAGUUCAAGUCAUUGCGCUUUCGGGCAAUGGAAGAAAGGCCGCCAGUGCUUCCAAUAAAUACAUGGUUGUAUGGGAUCUGGCCAAUGGUUCUAUCCAAAGUCGUCGCAGGGUCGAUAAGCGCAUUUCUGCCAUAGUUUUCUCUACCGACAACUCAGGCCUGGCAACAAACUGGGGCGCUCAUGGUGUCAAACUGUGGAAGCUGAACGGCCAUGGGCUUAAGACGCUUCACGGGUUUAGCGGACCGUUUCAUUCGUUAUGUUUCUCGCCGGACGGCAGAACGCUUGCAUCAUCAGCAACGGAUGGAACAGUCAAGUUAUGGGACGUGGCCAACGAUGAGUGGAUUCAAAGUAGACGUGCAUCUGUUUCAACGCCAAGCCCAGACGAUAUCAGUGAGUCCUCAGGACUAAGGUUUCGGUCAGACUCAUCUGCAAGGCGUGCAUCCCUUUGGCGUCAAAUGCUUCUGUCCUCCUUUGGGCGGCCUGAAAGCAUAACAUGGUUAGGUCUCGAUCGAAGAAGUUACCGUAUACACAUUCGUGACCACCAUUUCAAGCAGAUCGCCGCUGUGGCAUUUUCGCCUGACGGGAAAGAAGUUGUGGUGGUCGAUGGCAAUGUCGUCACGGUCUGGGACUACCAGGCUGGGUGGCGUAGGGAAGAAUUCGUGUCGAGGCUAGAUUGCGCCUCAGAUGCAAUUGUCUCGACGACAUUUUGCAAGGAUAGCAUAUACGUUGCUGAAUACAGCUCCUCAGACAUGAGAACGAGUUUAUGGGACAUACCCUCAGGCCGGUGCCUGAAAACGGUAGAUGAUGGCAUCAGCGUUACAAGCUUGGCGUUCUCGCGGAAUGGAUCCACGCUCGCAGCAUAUGGAAGAGUGAGCCUGAGGCUUUGGGACACGGCAACAGGUGACUUGAAAGCGUCAUUUACGACCGAUCUCGAGUCCCUGAAUCCGGGCCGCAUCAGGUUUUCUGAAAACGGGUCGCACAUAUAUUUUGACAGCAAUUCCUUCAAUUUGUCCUCUCCAGGACCCAUUGUGGCAAAUGGCUUGAUAGGUAUUAUAUACAUUGUGCCGCACCAGUACAGGAUCAGGAGAGAUCUCGAUUGGAUUGCUAAGGGAGAUACAAACGUUUUGUGGUUACCGCCAGGGUACCGACCAUCUGUAUGGGACAUUGUGGGAUCGGACGUAGUUAUGGGCUGUGGGUCUCGCGUUGUUUUCAUUCGGUUACCUGAUAAAGAUGUCUGA
This is a messenger RNA of Colletotrichum gloeosporioides, 3543 nucleotides long. RefSeq names its product Vegetative incompatibility protein HET-E-1. The coding region runs from base 1 to 3543 and encodes 1180 amino acids. Lineage: Eukaryota; Fungi; Ascomycota; Sordariomycetes; Glomerellales; Glomerellaceae. The record is from RefSeq and is a predicted model, not a curated record. Gene Ontology annotation, molecular function: protein binding. The transcript has 4 exons.